AUGGAGAACAGCAAGCCAGUGAAGGAGGUGCCCCCCCUGCCUCGCCACCCGACCCCUCUUCCUGUGACCUCUUCCUCUCUGACCCCUGCUGUCACUUCAAAACACCACACCACAGGCUCCAUCCAGCAUGUGCAGGUGGCCUCAUCAGGUGACAAACACAUCCAGGUGACAUCGUUCAAUCAUCUGAGGCCUCCAGAGAGGGACCUUACGCCGUUCUCUCAGAUGAAGUCUGUUAAGUCUCUGAAGCAUGCCGGCUUCACUGCGGUCUUCACUGGACAAGCGAAGCUUGACGGUGGGGAGGUGCCGGAGGAGUUACCGAUUGUCGACGUGAUCCUGGCUGACAUUGACUCCCUCGUGCCGACACAUGAUGAAACAGGCCAUCCUAUUGCCGAGUGGAAACGACAGGUGAUGGUGCGACAGCUGCAGGUCAGGCUGCAGGAUGAUGAGGAACAGAGGAGACAGGACAUAGCUAAUGGCUACAUGCCAGUUGACGGCUGGAAGUACUCCCAAGCCCACAACGCAGUCUUGGGACCCUUCGGUGAGCUCCUAACAGAGGAUGACCUGGUGUACCUGCAGCAGCAGAUUGAGUCUGUUUCACAUCAGAAACGCUGCCAGGCGUAUGAGCUGGAGCUGACCAGGCUGACUGAGGAGCUGAGGGCAAUUUUACCUGAUCCUAUUGUCAACAUUUCCCUCAACAGAGAGGUUCUGCAGCAGAUGGACUCUGAGGGGAAAAUGCAGCUGACUUUGCCAAUCUGGUGCAGCCGUGUCUCAGAGAUUAUCAAGAAUAUGUCUCUCCUGGUGGCUAAUCUGACUCAAAUCACAGAAAAAGAUGGUGAGAUGGGGUUAGUGGAGGGCAUGGUGGAAGGGAAGAAGGGUUUACAGAAGAUAAAAGGUAACCCAGGAAUUGAACUGGGACAGGGAUUAGUGCAAGCCCAUGUGGAGGCCUCCGGUGUAUGUAGGAUACCUCACAUAGGGAUGGCAUCUGCUUUUAGCCAUCGUUUGGAGAGCAACAGCUACAGAAGAGCACAAAGGGAAAAGGUGGAAAGGGAGAUCCAGCAGUCUGGAGUCUCAGUUAGAAACCUCAGAUCAACCUUUGAGGGUCAGAUUGGUGGCAUUUAUCCCUUUGCUGGGGUUAUAAAAGCAGGAGGGGGGUUGACGAACCAGGCUGUAAAUGGAGCUUCAAGCGGAAAGAACAGCGAUGUCAAUACAAACUUCAAAUGUGAGGUUGACCAACCUGACACUCCUAAAACAGCUGCACCUGUAAUGGAAACGACCAGCUUAAGAAAAGAGCGAAUCGUGGUGCUGUUCCUGAGCCACUGGAAGAAAUCUGCAUAUGCUAUUACAGUGAGAGCAGCAAGGCAGAGGCAGGGACAGGCUGCAGCGCCAGGAAGAGUGACAGAAGCACAGCCCCAACAGAAAAUCCCCUCCAUGUUUCAAUUCUGCCAACAACGAGGUGCUGUGGAUAAAAUACUGAACUCCUGGAGAAAUAAACUAGAACUUAGAGAAGUGCAACCUUUACCUCCCUUUAGCGUUUCACAAAAUCCUCCACUUUGUGUAACUUACUCCCCAGAACAAUUCCUUCCAGAUGUGGAUGGUGUUGCAGUGAGCCACGACACCUUGACCCUCGAUCUCUUUAUGCUGGGUUACUUUCACAUCUUAGAGCAGGAUUUGUCAGCUGAGGAGAGGAAGAUGAGACACCUCCUUUGCUUUGAGGUCUUUGACCAUGUUGGCAGUUUUCCUUGGGAGAAGGUGCGGGACUUCCAUAAGGCUGUCCUCCAGGAGAUCCAGGCUGGGAGGCGACAGUGGAGCGACGGCUUCGAGGACAUCAAAUUUCACUUCUUUGGUGAUUCAAAUCCAUGCCACUGUCCACCACCACCAUCAUCAUCAUCAUUGCUGCCAGAUUCCAAAUUAGUACCCAAAGUUAUAGUUCAAAGUGCUACUCCGAAUGAGCACUGCAGUGACACAGACUUCUCCUGCUUCCACAAUGAAGACAUUUGUAAAUAUAUCGACCGCAGUUUUGCUUUCUGGAAAGAGAAGGAGGCGGAGUUGUUUGACUUUGAACAUUAA
Molecule: messenger RNA, 2067 nt
Organism: Neolamprologus brichardi
Lineage: Eukaryota; Metazoa; Chordata; Actinopteri; Cichliformes; Cichlidae
Source: RefSeq, a predicted model, not a curated record